Molecule: messenger RNA, 1836 nt
Organism: Fukomys damarensis (Damara mole-rat)
Lineage: Eukaryota; Metazoa; Chordata; Mammalia; Rodentia; Bathyergidae
Product: ATP-dependent RNA helicase DHX8-like
Exons: 2
Biological process (GO): spliceosomal complex disassembly
Cellular component (GO): intracellular anatomical structure; catalytic step 2 spliceosome
Molecular function (GO): RNA binding
Source: RefSeq, a predicted model, not a curated record
AUGCCCAGCGCCACAGAGGGCCAGGGCCAGGACCGGGACCCAGACCGGGACCAGGGUUGGGACACAGACAGAGACAGAGACAGAGACAGAGACAGAGACAGAGGCAGAGACAGAGACAGAGAACGCAGGCGCAGCCAGCAGUCCUGCUCUUGGCGGUCCCGUUCCCGGACCCCGGAGAGGAAGAAAGGGAGGUCCCGACACCGUCCCGGGAGCAGGAGCCAGAGCCCCCCCAAGGACCCAAAGGACCCCUGGGACCAGGUUGAGGAGGGGAGCCUGGCCAGGUGGCGGGACAAGCGCGUGGACCGCCCAUCAGCUGAGGAGCCGGCCAUUGGCCACAUAUACGCAGGAAAGGUCACCAACAUCCUGCAGUUCGGGUGCGUUGUGCAGCCGGAGGGGCUCAGGAAGCGGUGGGAAGGCCUGGUGCACAUCUCCGAGCUGCAGCGCGAGGCCCGCGUGGCCAACGUGGCGGACGUGGUGAGCAAAGGCCAGCGGGUCAAGGCCAGAGUGCUGUCCUUCACUGAGACCAGAACCAGCCUGAGCAUGAAGGAUGUGGACCAGGAGAGCGGAGAGGAUCUGAACAAAAGUGAGUGGUGCCGGGAGAGGCGGAGGCGGCGGCGGCAGCAGCAGGAGCCACGGUGGCGGCAGCGGUGGUACAACCUGGUCAGGGAGACCGGGGAGGAGACCUCCACGCAGAACCCAGACAGACCCAGCCACCUGCUGCUCAUGGGCACCCCGAAGGUGGAGGACGACCGGCUGGAGAGCAAGGGCCUCCUCACAGCCAUCUCGGAUCUCGAGAAGUGGGAGAUCAAACAGAUGACUGUGGCCGACGUCCUCUCCAAAGAGGAGUUUCCAGACUUUGACGAGGAGACAGGCAUCCUCCCGCAGCUGGGCGGUGAGCAAGAUGAGGACCUGGAGAUCCAGCUGGUGGACGAGGAGCCCCCGUUCCUGCAGGGCCGCACGAAGCGCAGCAGCGGGGACACGAGCCCCGCCGUCAAGGUGGUGAAGAACCCGGACGGCUCGCUGUGGCGGGCCGCCAUGAUGCAGAGCGCGCUGGCCAAGGAGGCCCAUGAGUGGACCAUCCACACCGACGUGCUGUUCGGGCUGCUGAAGGAGACCGUGCAGAAGCGGCGGGACAUGAAGCUGAUCGUCACCUCGGCCACACUGGACGCGGUGAAAUUCUCCCAGUAGUUCUGCGAGGCCCCCAUCUUCACCGUGCCGGGCCGCGCGUACCCCGUGGAGAUCCUGUACGCCAAGGAGCCCGAGACCAACUACCUGGAUGCCAGCCUGAUCACUGCCAUGCAGAUCCACCUCAGCGAGCUGCCAGGUGACAUCCUGGUCUUCCUGACUGGGCAGGAGGAGAUCGACAUGGCCUGCAAGAUCCUGUACAAGAGGAUGAAGUCCCUGGGCCCCGACGUCCCCGAGCUGAUCAUCCUGCUCAUGUACUCUGCCCUGCCCAGCGCCAUGCAGACCCGGAUCUUCAACCCGGCCCCACCAGGCAGCAGGAAGGUCGUGAUGGCCACCAACAUCACGGAGACCUCGCUGACCAUCGACGGAAUCUACUACGUGGUGGACCCGGGGUUUGUGAAGCAGAGGGUCUACGACUCCAAGAUGGGCGUGGACCAGCUGGUGGUGACGCUCAUCUCACAGGCCCAGGUGAAGCAGUGCACUGGCAGGGCUGGCUGCAUGGGCCCCAGGAGGUGCUACCGGCUGUACACGGAGCGCUCCUACCGCGACAAGAUGCUCUCCAACAAUGUGCCCGAGAUCCAGAGGACCAAGCUGGCCAGCACCGUGCUGUCCCUCAGGGCCAUGGGCGUCAACGACCUGCUGUCCUUCGAC